AUGGUCAAGCUUGGACUUAGAUCGUGGCCGGUAUGGGUGGGAGUCUGUAGUGUAGUGAUGGGACUUGACGUUGAGGACUCGGAUGAAGAGAUUCAGGAGGUCCUGGAUGAGGAUUAUACGCGGGCGUGUCCGGAUUAUAAAAUGUAUUCUCAGUUUAAUCAGUCAGUGGUCCCUAUCCCCAUUUUCCGGCAACUUGGAAGCUAAUGAGACUCCAGCGAGCCCUUUUCCGAGGGCGAAAUGCAACUACCCUUUCAGCGACCCUCGAAAUACUGUCGGACUUUCACCUCUCCUCUGGUAGAGAAAGUGAUUGAGGAUAUUACGUCGAGGAUGACGGAUAAAUCCAUGGCGAGGCUAUUCGUGAACGCGUUUCCUAAUACUCUCGAUACGACGGUGCGGUGGCAUGUAGAUGGCACUGAAUCCCAAAAACAUACCGAGUUAAAACGAGGCACGAAAGAGGAAGGGAAGUGGGAAGGGCCACAAUCGUUCGUCGUUACUGGGGAUAUUAAUGCCGAGUGGUUACGAGAUUCGACAAACCAGUUACUACAAUACCAACCGCUGGCGAAAAGUGAUAAGAAGAUCUUCAAUCUCAUUCUGGGAGCUAUAAAUACACAAGCGGAAUACGUGAUCGAAUCGCCAUAUUGCAAUGCCUUUCAAGCUCCCCCGGGAUCAAAAAUACCACCUGCCCACAAUGGACAGCAGGACAUGGUUCAUCCCGCCUACGAGCCAACGUUUGUAUUCGAAUGUAAAUACGAAUUGGAUUCUCUGGCCCACUUCUUAGCAAUCGGCAACACCUUUGCAAACAGCACCGGAUCAACUGCAUUCAUGACCAAAAGAUGGUUCCUGGCGCUGGAAACAUUACUCGGAGUCCUGGAUCAACAAUCCCAAUCAACAUUCGACCACACCAGUGGUCGCUAUGAAAAGAACUCCUACACAUUCUCACGCAGGACCGACCAGGGAACCGAAACGCUGUCUCUGAACGGCGUAGGCAACCCCCUCAACUUCGGCACCGGUCUCAUCCGCUCUGCCUUCCGACCCUCAGACGAUGCCUCAAUCCUGGGCUUCUACAUCCCAGCCAAUGCCCAAAUGGCCGUGGAACUCAAACGCACAGCUGACGUCCUACGAGCUGCCAAACAUCUCACCAUGGCCCAGAACUUGGAGAAGCGGAGCCAGGCGAUCACGGAUGGGAUCUGGGAACAUGGAGUGGUGCAGCAUAAGAAGUAUGGAAGGGUUUUUGCUUACGAGGUGGAUGGGUAUGGGAGUCAGAUUAUCAUGGAUGAUGCGAAUGUGCCUUCGUUAUUGGCGUUGCCGAUUCUGGGAUUCGUGGAUAGGACGGAUCCGGUUUAUCAGAAUACGAGGAAGAUGUUGUUAAGGAAGGAUAGCAAUCCUUAUUACUUGGAGGGACGAGCAUUUUCGGGUAUUGGUGGUAUGUUCUUUCUUUCCCUCUCCCUCACUCCCUUUUUGAGCCUCAUUACUCCCACUUUCGUCUUCCUCAUGUAAAACAAGCGAGUACCACUAACUGAUCGAACCAUCCAGGCCCUCACGUAGGACUCGAGCACGCAUGGCCGAUGAGUCUCCUCCUCCAAGCAAUGACCUCCGAAGACGACGAGGAAAUCAAAGAAUGUCUGCACAAGGUCUUGACUGCGAGCAGAUUAGGCCUAAUACACGAGUCUAUCAACGUCAACCGAAUCCGGGACUUCACCCGGAGUUGGUUCGCUUGUAAGUUACCUACCCACCUUCCAAUCUCCUCCAUCACUUCAUCUACCUUCUAUCUUGCAAGAGUGGUAUGAGGAUACUGUUACUAAUGCUAAUGCGUAUAAUAGGGGCGAAUAGCGUCUUCGCGCAGACGAUACUAGAUCUAGCGGCGAGGAAACCGCAUUUAAUCUUCGGGCCUGGGGCGAAACCUUAUGUUGUUGAAUAAAAGUGCCUGUAUUCCUCUCUUCACUUUGUUGCGACGGCGGGUUUUAAUGAUGGGAUUGUUGGAAUUGGAGUUCUGGUUUUUUUUAAUUCUCUCAUGGGGGUUCACAUAGCUGGGAGGGGAGGGGUUUAGCAUACUUGUGGCAGGUUUGGGAGGCCAUUGUAUAAUAUAUAAAAUCUUACGGAACUUUGCGCGAGGGGGGUUUAUGUAAAAUGUGGGAUUUAUUAGAGAACAGUAAUUAACUUGAAGAU
Hymenoscyphus albidus is the source of this 2166-nucleotide messenger RNA. Lineage: Eukaryota; Fungi; Ascomycota; Leotiomycetes; Helotiales; Helotiaceae. The record is from the annotation of a GenBank genome assembly.